Messenger RNA from Aspergillus niger, 1092 nucleotides. RefSeq lists its product as uncharacterized. The transcript has 3 exons. Lineage: Eukaryota; Fungi; Ascomycota; Eurotiomycetes; Eurotiales; Aspergillaceae. Gene Ontology annotation, biological process: L-valine catabolic process. The record is from RefSeq and is a predicted model, not a curated record. Gene Ontology annotation, cellular component: mitochondrion. Bases 1 to 1092 code for a protein of 363 amino acids. Gene Ontology annotation, molecular function: 3-hydroxyisobutyrate dehydrogenase activity; NAD binding; NADP binding.
AUGAGCCUCUCGCGUGCUUUGCCCCUUUGCAGGGGAACGGGCACCUUAUUCAGAGCAUAUCCUUCAGCUUUGCGCCUCGCACAGCACUACCCUCUAUCUGGCCGCACAUUCUCGACUUCUGCGCAACGAGAUGCUACAUGGGGAUUCAUCGGACUGGGCCAAAUGGGCUACAACAUGGCUAAGAACCUGCGCGCUAAGAUCCCUGUGACGGAUACCUUGAUUAUACGCGACGUGAAUGAAGAGAAUAUGUCUAGGUUUGUGAAGGAAGCGCAAGAAAUUGCUAGAAGCAGCGGCGCUGCUGACAGCGUUUCGGAGGUUCUGGUGGCUCAGACCGCGAGAGAACUUGCGGAAAAGUCGUCCGUCAUUAUCACCAGCCUCCCAGGGCCGCAGCAUGUCAAGGAUGUCUAUCACUCUGUCCUUCGAGAAGGAGAACUUCCCGCGCUAGAAGAAGAGCGACUGUUCAUCGAUACGUCAACAAUUGAUCCUGCGUCAUCGAGAGAAAUCGCGAACGCAAUACAAACCACAUCCCAAGGUCGCUUUGUUGAUGCCCCUGUGUCGGGCGGCGUGGUGGGUGCGCGCGCUGGCACAUUAAGUUUCAUGUUCGGUGCAUCUUCGCAGACUGGUCAAUUCCUUGAUCGUGUGCGAUCAGUACUACUUAUGAUGGGAAAGAAGGCGUGGCACAUGGGCGCCCCGGGAGCCGGCGUUUCAGGCAAACUGGCGAACAAUUACAUCCUGGCGAUCAACAACAUUGCGACCGCGGAAGCAAUGAACCUCGGCAUGCGUUGGGGACUGGAUCCAAAAGCUUUGGCGGAACUCGUCAAUUCGUCAACCGGCCGAUGUUGGCCUAUGGAAGUCAACAACCCUGUACCUGGCGUGGUCGAGACGGCACCGGCAUCUCGUGGUUACGAGGGCGGCUUCGGUGUGAGUCUGAUGAACAAGGACCUUCGAUUGGCGAUUACUGCUGCGGAGGAGUCGCAAACACCAUUGGCGCUGGCGGACACUGCUCAGAAGGUGUAUAAUGCCGUUGAGGAGGAACACCGAGGGAAGGACUUUUCCGUGGUGUACAAAUGGCUGAAGGAGCACUCGCAAUGA